AUGGCGCUCAUUGAAGAACCUAAGACACCAACCAAUGACACACACGAACCUGAAGAUGAGGAGGAGAUUGAAUGGGAGGUUGGAGGGGAAGAGGAGGAGGAGGCGAAAGUUACGCUGGGGGUUAUGGCAAAAAUAUGGACGGACCGGAACAUUAACUCUAACGCCCUAAUUGCAACGAUGAGGAAGAUUUGGAAUCCCAAACACGGGAUGGAAGCCAAUUGCCUUGAGAAAAACAUGUUCUUCUUUCAAUUCCAUCAUUGGAGGGACAAAGAGUUUGUUAUGGAGGCUCAACCGUGGCACUUUGACAAACAUAUCCUUGCUCUUAGCGACGUACAAGGCGAUCUCAAGCCGUCGGAGUAUCCGCUGCACCUUGUCCCUUUUUGGGUUAGGGUUUACGAUCUCCCAAUCCUUGGCCGUAACAAUGAAUCAAAUGCAAGGAAAAUUGGAAAUAAAGUGGGAUGCUUUAUGAAGGUGGACAAGUCCGAUAUUGUGGGCAUCAAUAAAUCCUUGAGGAUCAGAGUAUCGAUUGAUGUACGCAAACCCCUUAAAGAAGAGAUUGACCUAAAGCUUCGUGGUGGAGUGUUGGAGAAGGUACAGGUGAAAUACGAAAAAUUACAGGUUUUUUGCUAUUUCUGUGGGAAGCUAGGGCAUGGGGAGAAGGAUUGUGAAGCAAACUCAGACCCAAGGCAGCAAGAUUACAUGUACAUCGAAAAAUUGCGAGCGUCCCCAUGGAUAGUGAAUAAAGGACUAGGGAACAAAGAUCGGAGGGAGGAGAAAUCAUGUGCUCGCAAACUUUUUGUCACCAAACAGAAACCACCACACAAAGAGGUGGACAAAGAGGCCGAAAAGGGAGUGGAGCUGGUGGUAGAGAAGCUUGGAGGAGUUUCUUUGUCUCUGGAAAAAGGGGUGGCCAAUAUACACCAGGAGAAGAGUGUCAAGGAGGGGGAAAGGAAUAGUGCAGCCAUGGAUAACAGAACUGAGGCAACUGCUACCGACUCACAAUUGGUUGAGGGAAACCCCUUAAGCUUUCACAUUGGUAGCAGUGUGCCUGGAGGCAGGAAAUUUAGGAGGGUGAAGAGAUCAGAUGCGAAGGAGAAUGGGAUAAAGGACACAGGUCAGGUAGGGUACAUGGGAGACAAUGGGGGAAAGAGGAAGGAUUUAAUGGAGGUGGAUGGCUGUGACUUUCAGAAGUGCACAAAGAUGGGUGAGGAGGAGGGACAGGGACCAAAGGCAAAUACAGUAGCGGUGGUUGCGGUGCAACCCCGCGAACAACAAUGA
Molecule: messenger RNA, 1278 nt
Organism: Spinacia oleracea (spinach)
Lineage: Eukaryota; Viridiplantae; Streptophyta; Magnoliopsida; Caryophyllales; Amaranthaceae
Exons: 1
Coding region: 1-1278 (425 amino acids)
Molecular function (GO): zinc ion binding; nucleic acid binding
Source: RefSeq, a predicted model, not a curated record